This is a messenger RNA of Haliotis rufescens (red abalone), 6844 nucleotides long. RefSeq names its product trichohyalin-like. Lineage: Eukaryota; Metazoa; Mollusca; Gastropoda; Lepetellida; Haliotidae. The transcript is spliced from 16 exons. The record is from RefSeq and is a predicted model, not a curated record. The coding region runs from base 187 to 2442 and encodes 751 amino acids.
GCAUCAUUUCCUGUGACGUCACGAGAAGUGAACGCUUGCAAAGUCUCGGAUGUUUUGGGUAGUUUCGGAUUACAGCCUCUAAUCUGUCCAUAAUCGGAAUCAUCGAGGAAUUUCGGGUGGUGCUCAUCAUUCCUUGAUCAUUUGACUUUCUUCUUCGAUCCAGUAGACUUGCAAAUUUUUGACAAGAUGGUGAUCAAGGUCUACGUCACGAACAUUUGCAGCAGUAUGCGGCUUAAGAAAGAGAUGCUGCACGUGACGGACAUUCUCUCCAGCAUGAAUAUACCCAUGGAGACAAUUGACAUCUCCGAUCCCUCCAAAGAGGAAGACAAGAAGUUUAUGAGGGCAAAUGCAGAACCAAAGGAAGGAAUGAAGAACCCCUUGCCACCACAGAUCUUCAGUGAUGAUGAGUACUGUGGGGGCUAUGAUCGCUUUUAUGAUGCUGUGGAAUCAAACGGCAUAUACGUUUUUCUGAAGAUGGCUGACAAAAUUGAAGUAUCACAAGCACAGAUAGAGGAAGAAGAAGGAGAAAAAUUGGAUAAGGGAGGCGAUGAGGAAGAAAGCACAGAGAAGGAGGGUGGGGAGAAAGAAGAAGAGAAACAGAACGAGGCAAAUAAAGAGGGAGGUGACCAAAGGGAAAAGGUUGAACAAGAUGGAACAGAAGAGGAGAAAACAAGCCAGGUAGAGGAAGAACACAACCAGGUGGAGAAGGGAGAAGAAGAGGAAGAAGGAAAUGAUCAGGUUGGAGAAGAGGAGGAGAAAAAAGAUGAGGUUGCAGAAGAGGAAGAGAAAAAAGAAAAGGGUGAAGAAGAGGAAGUAGAGAAAAAGGAUCAGGAGAAGGAUGAAGACAAGGAGAAGGGAGAAAAGGAUGCUGAGGAGGACAAGGAAGACAAGCCUGAUGGAGAGAAGAAAGAAGAAACAAAGGAAGAAGAAAAGAAACCUAAGAAAUUUCGUAGACCAUUUGAUGACAGUGAUGAAGAGGAAACUCCAGCAGAAGAAAAGAAGGAGGAAGAGAAGGAGGAAGAGAAGGAGGAACCUAAAAAGCUGAAGAAAUUCCGCAGGCCGUUUGAUGACAGUGAUGAAGAAGAAACUCCAGCAGAGGAAGAAAAGAAGGAAGAGGAAAAGAAAGAGGAAGAGAAGGAGGAACCUAAAAAGCUGAAGAAAUUCCGCAGGCCGUUUGAUGACAGUGAUGAAGAAGAAACUCCAGCAGAGGAAGAAAAGAAGGAAGAGGAAAAGAAGGAGGAAGAAAAGAGAGAGGAGGAGGAGCCCAAGAAACCAAAGAAAUUCCGUAGGCCGUUUGAUGACAGUGAUGAUGAAGAAACUCCAGCAGAGGAAGAAAAGAAGGAAGAGGAAAAGAAAGAGGAAGAGAAGGAGGAACCUAAAAAGCUGAAGAAAUUCCGCAGGCCGUUUGAUGACAGUGAUGAAGAAGAAACUCCAGCAGAGGAAGAAAAGAAGGAGGAAGAAAAGAAAGAGGAGGAGGAGCCCAAGAAACCAAAGAAAUUCCGUAGGCCGUUUGAUGACAGUGAUGAAGAAGAAACUCCAGCAGAGGAAGAAAAGAAGGAAGAGGAAAAGAAAGAAGAAGAAAAGAAAGAAGAAGAAAAGAAAGAAGAAGAAAAGAAAGAAGAGGAGGAGCCCAAGAAACCCAAGAGAUUCCGUAGGCCAUUUGAUGACAGUGAUGAAGAAGAAACCCCAGCAGAGGAAGAAAAGAAGGAAGAAGAAAAGAAGGAAGAGGAAAAAAUAGAAGAAAAGAAAGAAGAGGAGGAGCCCAAGAAACCCAAGAGAUUCCGUAGGCCAUUUGAUGACAGUGAUGAAGAAACUCCAGCAGAAGAAGAUAAGAAGGAGGAAGAAAAGAAAGAGGAGCCACCUAAAGUAGAGGAGAAAGAGGAACCUCCAAAAGAAGAAAAGAAAGAGGAACCUCCAAAAGAAGAAAAGAAAGAGGAGUCAAAGGAAGAAGAUGAAGUAAAGAAACCUAAAAGGUUCAGGCGACCAUUUGAUGAUAGUGACGAAGAAGAAAAACCUGAAGAAAAGAAAGAGGAGCCUGUUAAGGAACCAGAAGAGGAAAAGAAUGAGGAAGAGCCUGCAAAGGAACCGGAAGAGGAAGAAGUGAAGAAGCCACGAGGGUUUAGGAGAGCUUAUGAGGAUGAUGAAGAUGAGACACCAAAAGUUGAGGAGAAGGAAGAACCAAAAAAAGAAGAACCAGUGGAGGAGAAAAAGGAGGAAGCUGAACCUGUUGAAGAUGACCGUGAAGCCAGACGUCGGAAGAGGCGAGAGGAGAGAGCCAAGCAGGAUGCUGCUGAAGCAGAGCCUGCGGAAGAUGACCUGGAAGCUAGGCGGAGAAAGCGCCGAGAGGAGAGAGAGAAGGAGACUGAGACUGAUGAGAGUCAAGAGGACGACCGUGCAGCCAGGAGGAGGAGGAGAAGGCAGAUGAUGGGACUGGAGGACUAGGGUGCCUCAAGUUCUUAAGCCAGCAAGGACUGUGGAGUCAACAUUUCAUGCUGUCUGUAGACGUGGCUCUGAUAACUCCGGUAGCCGUCAUCACAUUGCACAAACUCAUGUGACCUUCACCUAUGACACUGUGAUGCCAACAAACAACUCAUGAUUGCAUGACAAGAUAUUUGUGACGUCGGAUUGUUUAUAUUGAUAUAUAAGUACUUGAGCAGGAUUAUCAUAAUUGGAAUUGACUAACUCUGCUUGUGGACCUGGUGAGUGUAGAACUGUUCAUUCUUGAAAACAUGCUCAGCAUCCAGACAAGUUGCAAAAACAAACAUUAAUUUGACAACAGUAUAGCAACCUUUACAACUCAACUCAUGAUGAAAAGGCAAAAAAUGAGUGUUUUCCUUCUUGGAAAAAGUGUGAGCUGACAUUCAACAAUGUACAGGCCUCAUCCCAGUUCUAGUGUAAGGCUUGUUGCUUGGCCAUGGUUUGUACUGUGAUUGCUAUUGGUCCUGUGUGUGAACUACAGCAGCUUGGGACUCUGCAAGCUGCUCAUUCCAGGCGUAAGUGUGUCCAACUAUUUUACACAUGCUAUGCAUUUGUGCAGACCUUAGAAAAAACCAAAUGGCAAAUACUUGACACAGAAAUUCACUUGAAUCUGCAUGCAAUGUGUUAAGGAGCAUUAUUGUCUAACAUUUGAAUAGAAAUAUCUUUCAAAUGUUAAGAACUAUUUUCAAAAGUAUUAUUAGUAUUUUGAUAUCAUCACCCAGCACUGAAGACACCAUUAUUUGAAAGACACAAAGUAUUUCUAUGUGAAUCACCUGUACAGGAAAUACUCAUUAUUACAUACAAAUUCUAACUAAAAUCUAAAAAAGUAGAUAAAUAUUGAAACAGCACACUUAACUAUAACUAUAUUGGGAAACCUGAACAAUAGACUGACUUAAGUCUGGUGAAAGCACUAGCAAUGAGAACACUUCAACAACACAGUAGUCACAUGUUGUUUAUUCCUCUAGAGCAUUAUCAUCAUCAGAAGGAGCAAUAUUCAAACAUUCAGGUCACACAGAUUGUAUGUUUGCCUUGUGCAGAAAUGUAAGGUGGAUUUGUUUCUAUUCUUUAUGCUAUUUUGAUGAUGUGUGUCUUUAUACUGCUGAGAUUAUCAACAAGGAUCCCCACCUAUUGUGCAUUGUUUGUCAGGAAAUGGGCAGUACUACAGCAAGAUGGGAUUUUCUGUUAAGGGACCAACCAUUUGAUAUCCGGGGGAUUUUGUUUUACAAAUAAUUUGCUCCAGAAAAUUAUCAAAAACGUUAUUUGUUUGUUCGACAUGCUGGAGGUCCUGAAAAAUAUGUGUUUUGGAAAUUUCAUUUGAAGCAGUCAUUGAAAUAUUGAAAUUUACUGUCUGUAACCAAUGCUAACAGAAAUUCUCCUCCUCCCCCUCGAAUAUGAAAUGGUUUGAUCCCAAUUGUUUGCUGGUAUGAAAUAUAUGAAAGUUACAACCCGACACAGUGUUGUUGAAAACCAUACUGGAUACUCAUGGUGGUAUGAUAUUUAUAUUUUAGUGUAAUAUGUGAAAUGGAUGUUUUUGUUUGUCCACUGUUACCAUGGUUCCUGUUGCCAUGAUGCAAUUCUCUACGCAAGGUCUCUUGUUUUAGCAAUACUAGCAAUCUACUACCACAGGCUGUUCAACACUACACAAGCAUUGCUCCUUGAAUGUCUAUUUUUGUAUCUGAAUAUCCAUCUAGAUUGCAUUUGCAGUGCAAUCAUUCUUUCUUUUCUGCACAGCACCUUCUUUGAUGUAUUACCCCAACAAGAAUAAUGGUCUCAACAAGUGCUUGUUUCUGUAAUUGAUCUUAUCUUGAUAUAGUUUCAACCAUCAACUGUUGCCUUCAUGGGUAACCACAGUAACCAUGGCCAACUUCAGAUGUCAUCACUUUUGGUGAAAGAUGAUUUAUCCUGAUCAUUUGUCCAGGUUGUCCAUUCUGUGAUAUAACUGAAAUACUGGUAUAAGCGGAGUUAAAACAAACUCACUCACUUUUGUGAAAGGUUAGCAUGUCUCCAUAGGUCUCCAGCAACCUAUGCUGGUUGUAAGAGAUGAUUUAGGUCAGGCUCGGUGACCUGGUUCAUUGUGUGCCACCGUACCCCGAUAGCAUGGAUAAUUGCUCAUAAUACCAAUCACGAGAUUGUCUGGUUCAGACACAAUUAUUUACUGGUCACCAUCAUACAGCUGGAAUAUUGCUAAGUGUGGCAUUUAAGGUAAACAAGAUAUAAACUAGACAUGAUUAUGGCUAGUAUGAGUCCAUUAUUCUGAAGGGGAAGCUGCUGUGGUAUUGUGUAGUGCUGUAGUGCACUGUAGUUCCUGCCGCUGCUGUUGUUGCAGCACUAGUAUUGAGCCCACUCACUUGUUGAUGUUGCCAUAUAAACUAGUUUAUGUUUGCUAUGUGAUGUUAUACUAGAGAACAUAAAACUAGUUAAUGUAACACUAGUCAAUGUUAUACUAGUUCCUGUUAUGCCAGUUUUACUUGCACUAUUUGUUUUGUUUGUCUGUCUGUCACCACAGAGUUUAAUAUAUAUUAUCAUUGUCCUGCCAUGAACUACAACCACACUUAAUCAUGAGUAUUGGAAACCCAAGUUUCAGCAAGAUUAUGUCGUGCGGUGACAUGUAAGAAAUCAAUACUGUAAGUGAAGUUUAGGCCUAUGUAUGCAAUUAAAAUUGGAAUAUUUACAAGUAAAUAUGUUUGUACUGAUAUGUUCAGUAUUGUUGAUGGGCAUAUUCAUAUGGUUGUGCUCAAUAUUUAUGAUUAGUGAUAAGAAGUAAUAUGAAUUAUUUUGAAACUAAUUUAUUAAGCCUUAUGACAUUUGAUCCAAGUAAUGGGAUGCUUAUUUUAGACUGCUUUUGUGUAGAUUGUACUGAUGCAAUGUUAUUUUUACCUUGUCAGCAAUGUUUUACUUUUAGUUUUAGUCCCCAAUGAAGCCAGUAACAAUGUCUAGUGUUAACAUUUGAGUAUGCAUGAAAUGCAGUGGAUGUUUUCUACAGUCUGAUGGUCUUGUGAUGGAUACAGUACACUAUUCUCAAUCUAGUUGAAAAUAUCACAGCAUCAAGAUGCUCAUUUAUAGAAACAGAAGCACUAGCCCAAGCCAGUUUCACCAAUGUUAAAGGUAUCUGAAGGACAUGAAUUUUGAACACUUUAGAUGUGAUUAUAUAUAUCACUAUUGGGGCUAGUAAGCUUAUAAGUGCAAUAACCUUAACGUUAAAAAAUAUCUCAUCUCGCUUCACAGGUUAAAUUCUAUUUCUAGGUUGUAGGAUUAUGUUUGAUUUUUUAAUUUUAUUUCCCUCUCCUCUUACCCACUUUUGUUUGAUGCAGGAUGACUUGAAUUUGAAUUUAAAAUGAACUUCAUGUUUGUGGUAAAAUACAUCUUUGUCAAGAUAUUCUAAAAUGUGUUAUAGACAAUUUAAGACCUUACUUUGAAUAUGCCUCACAACCAUGAGGUAAUGUCUGAAGCAAGAACCACAUAUCAAGAAGUCUUUGUGAUCGUGUGUAGCAGCUGUAGGGUGUGGCUGUCAUCCCAGCAUGCUUUGCAAUCUCAUUAAAAUAAGAUCGUUUACUCCAUUAUGAGCGACUGUGCUUGUCGUAAGAGGCGACUAACAGGAUCGGGUGGUCAAGCUUGCUGACUUGUUUGAUGCAUGCCAUCGAUCCUAAAUGUGUGGGUUGCAGGACAACUUCACUGUCAAGUUAAAAACAGUAAUCAGUGCUAAGGUUUUUUGUCAAAUUUUCUACAGCCUGGCAGGUAGGAUUACUGAUAAAUUUACCUAUUUCCGACAGAAAUGUUGUAAGCCACAGGAUAGCCAGCAGGCAGUUGUUUUGGACACUGGUUCCAAAUGUAAAAUAUAAUGUAGAAUACAUUAUGUUGGAGAUUUUAUGCACCCUUUUAUUUCUAAGUGUAUGGUGGUAACAUUUCGGAGUAAAAGAUCUGAUCUUAACGAGAUUGGAAUGCUUUACAACUUUAUCAGUGUGUGUGCGAGUGUAUCUGAUUUUGUGGUGCUAGCCGUAUUGGUCAGUCUCCACCUCUUGACUCUCACAUCUCAACAUCACAGCAGGCAACAAAGAUUAUCAGUUGACCUUAAAGGACAAAAGUUCUUUUGUAUACUGUAGCUGCCAUUCAAAGUUACAGAUAUGAUUUGAAGUUUUGUCACAUGAAUAUAAUCUGAAUAUGAAUUUGGUUCUGGAGUAAACUAAGUUGAAGACAUUCAUGGUAUAUGACAUUUUCCACCAGUUCAAGGUACAGGUGUAUUGUUUGGUGUGUAGGCUUAGAGAUCUUCAUCAGUGUGGAGAAGGUGUGACCUGUUUUACACGAAGCUGUUAAUAUUCUUACUUACUGUGUAAAUUAUUACUAUUCCAUUAAACCUUUUAUGCCAUGA